AUCUCUCUCUCUCUCACUCUUUCUCUCUUUUUGGACCUCGCUUGCUCGCUUGCUUGCUGGCUGGAUGGCUCGCGUGUUGGGAACAUUACCCACAAGCAACCAAGCAGUCAGUCAUUACCACAAUAGGUACAGGCUACAAUUACAACAUCAACAAUAGCAACAAACUGCAGCUCCUCCUCGCUCUUCGCGUUACUCCAGCUACUCGCCCUCCGCUUCUGCUGCUGCUGCAGGGUGAGAGUAGCAAGAGUCAGCCUCCAGUCAUUUGACCCAACGCAUCGGCGAUUCCCUGACUUGGUGAUUCGUGUUACUGGCACUAAGAACGAGGGACGGGAGGCCAGUUGGUUCGUCGUCUUCGUCAUCACCCACCUUGUCCACCCGAAGCGCCAGCCUAGAUCUUGAGGAGCCUCGUGUUGGUUUCCUUCCUCCUCCCCUUGUGGCGGAGGCUUUACCGCAGCGUUAACAUUCUCUUGGAUUUUAAUUUAAUUUAAUUUUUAUUUUUAUCUUCACACCCUGCAGGGGCGGAUCGUUUUUUUUCCUGCCAGGAGUUUGGGUCUGAGCUGGUGCGUGCUUUUGGGGGUAUUUUAGGGUUCGUCACGUCACCUGGGAGUCGGUGGGUUAGUUUCAGUCCUGGACUCGAGCUCGGGCGCAUCCCAUGAGAGACAGAGAGACAGUGAGAGUGGUUUGUAGGGUGAUAGAGAUUAACGCUCAUGUGUGAGAAGUGGCGGCGGAGCGAGAGGAUGGUGCGGUGAGGAUUCGCUGCGAUGGUUCUUGGUGCGAUUGAGCGAUGAAAGGUGCGGACUUCACCAUCAUCUUUGAAAUUCUAGGGCUUUCAGGCUGACCAUGCAGUGGCAUAUGACGGUACCGAAAGUAUGCCUAUGCGGAUGGUUGUAUGAAAACUUGGCUUCUGUAGGCAGGGGAAAUGGAAAUGGGCCAAGAUGGUAUACAACCCCUCUUGUAACUCUGACUUGUCGCUAUUACGUGCCUAUGCGACAACAUUCCGGCCAAACAAGUAGCGAAAUUUAAGUGCGCCUGUAGAAUUGCUCUGUGCAACACGAAAGUAACAAGCGUUAGCUUCAUUUGUGAUCAGGAGAGGGCGUUUAUCGCCCUUGGACGAAUUUACUUAUUUUUGGUGAAUACUCUGGACAAUCUACGUUGUGAGGCAGGACGGGUUCCCUAUUUGUACAUCACAGCGUGAUUCUUCGCUCGCAGUCUUUAGAUAAACUUUCGAGGAAACAGGUGGCAUUUGUACAUUUGUAUCUGGGAUCUUAUAGGGGAUUACGUGGAAGGAGAGGCGAAUGUGGAGGAAAGAGUGGAGUUAUUAUUUGUCAGUCGAAUGUACAGGAAGAAGCGAAAAGGAUAUGGAGUGGAAAUAUGAAGAAGCUGGUUGAAGAAGGACGUCUGAGAGAUGGUAGAGUGGGUAAUGAAGAUGUUGAUGGCAUGUUGGCGUCCGGUGCAAAAAUACACGCACCUGGGGGAGGAGAAUGGAGAUAACCACGACCCACUGCUGUGGCACAAAGAUUUGGGUGAUCAUGCCGCAGGACAGUUUUCUAUUGCCGCAGUUCAGGCGAAUGCUAUCUUGGAGGACAUGGUCCAAGUGGAAACUGGACCGUUUGGUACCUUUGUUGGGGUGUACGAUGGCCAUGGUGGCCCGGAAGCUUCUCGUUACGUCAAUGACAGUUUGUACCGCCAUUUACAGAAAUUUGCCACCCAACAUGGGGGAAUGUCUAGUGAGGUUCUUCAGCAAGCCUUUAAGCAGACCGAGGAGGGGUUUUUGGAAAUCGUAAGGGAUUCAUGGCUCACGAAGCCCCAGAUUGCUGCCGUUGGUUCCUGUUGCCUGGUAGGUGUGGUGUGGGAGUGUAAGCUGUACAUCGCCAGCCUGGGUGAUUCUAAGGCUGUGCUCGGUAGAUUCUCUCGCAAUUUGCAAUCAGUAAUUGCGACGGAGAUAUCCACUGAGCAUAACGCCAGUGUUGAGGCUGUUAGGCAGGACCUGCAAGCUGCGCAUCCUGAUGACCCGCGCAUUGUUGUGCUGAGGCACGGAGUGUGGCGUGUGAAGGGUUUGAUUCAAGUCUCUCGAUCCAUUGGCGACGUUUAUCUGAAGAAGGCUGAGUUCAACCGUGAGCCUCUAAUCGGCCGGUUCCGCCUGCCAGAGCCGCUCCAGAGACCCGUCAUGAGCGCCGAGCCGGACAUCCGAGUAAUCGAUCUGACCCCAGAUGUGGAGUUUGUGAUUUUUGCAUCAGAUGGGUUGUGGGAGCACUUGUCCAACCAAGAGGCUGUGGAUAUUGUUCACAAAUACCCGCGCGCUGGCAUCGCCAGGCAGCUCAUUCGAUACGCUCUUCAUGAAGCGGCCAAGAAGCGAGAGAUGCGGUACUCGGAUCUGAAGAAGAUCGAGCGUGGUAUCCGGAGACACUUUCAUGACGACAUCACAGUGGUAGUCGUCUUCUUAGAUCAUAAUUUGGUUAGCAAUGGUAGUGGUAUCUCGCAUCACAUUUCUGUGAAAGGUGGAGUUGACAAACCUUCUUGAAAAGGGGUCGUAGGUACUCUCCAUGGUAUCUUGCAGGUUUUGUCACAUGAAACUUCCCCCUUUCGCACGAUGGGGUAGAAGUGAUUGCUCCUUUGAAGCUACACCUCCCUGCAACCCAAUCGUCUGUCGAACCUGAAGCUAGACACCCACAGGUUUUGUUUUUAUUACAUUCAAACCAAUCCAUUUGAGUUGUUGCAUGUUUUAGUAAGCAACCAACCCAAGUCUGCCGUGUGUGCAUACUAUCUCCUAGUUUCCUUUGACUCUUCACCUUGAAUUGUUGAUUGAUUCCCUGAGGUGUUAUGCUGGUCUUCUUUGUACAUUAUGAACUUCAGCAGGAGUCCAAUGCUUACCGGCAGCACACUUACUUCUAGAACUUCAUUUAGGGACUAGAAAUUCCUGUGAUUUUAACAUAGUCGUUGCCUUGCUGAGUUCCUAUAGGUAUGUCGACUUGAAUCAACUCACGGAAGGCUGAUUCUAUGUUCGGUGGAAUAUACUCUUACCGUAGACUGAGGGCAGUUAUGGAUCUUAUUUCCUAUUAUUCACGAGUAUGUUUGGCA
Physcomitrium patens is the source of this 3078-nucleotide messenger RNA. Lineage: Eukaryota; Viridiplantae; Streptophyta; Bryopsida; Funariales; Funariaceae. The record is from RefSeq and is a predicted model, not a curated record.